This is a messenger RNA of Hemiscyllium ocellatum (epaulette shark), 1764 nucleotides long. It is a transcript of the gene pcgf1, whose product is annotated as polycomb group ring finger 1. Gene Ontology annotation, biological process: negative regulation of transcription by RNA polymerase II. Bases 37 to 822 code for a protein of 261 amino acids. Gene Ontology annotation, cellular component: PRC1 complex. The transcript has 9 exons. Gene Ontology annotation, molecular function: promoter-specific chromatin binding. The record is from RefSeq and is a predicted model, not a curated record. Lineage: Eukaryota; Metazoa; Chordata; Chondrichthyes; Orectolobiformes; Hemiscylliidae.
GCGACGUGAUGACGUGUCCCGGGCUCGUGGGGGACGAUGGCGGUUGACGCUCCGAUGGCGAACGCGAUGCGGCUCCGUAACCAACUCCAGACUGUCUACAAAUUGGACCCGCUGCGGAACGAGGAAGAAGUAAAAGUGAAGAUUAAAGACCUGAAUGAACACAUCGUCUGUUAUCUGUGUGCUGGCUACUUCAUAGAUGCAACCACUAUCACGGAGUGUUUACAUACAUUCUGCAAGAGUUGUAUUGUGAAGUACCUGCAGACCAGCAAAUACUGCCCAAUGUGCAACAUCAAAAUCCAUGAGACACAGCCUCUUCUUAAUCUUAAGCUUGACCGAGUGAUGCAGGACAUUGUCUACAAACUUGUACCAGGUCUACAAGAGAGUGAGGAGAAGCGAAUUCGAGAAUUCUAUCAGUCUCGAGGGUUGGACAGGAUCAUCCAACCAGUUAAUGAAACUAUGUCACCGGACCUGACCAGUUCUCCUUACACAACUUUCGAUCACUCCAAAGCCCACUACUACAGAUACGAUGAGCAGGUUUCACUCUGCUUGGAGAGACACGGCUCCUCCCUGGGUAAAGAGAAAGGGAAACUCGUGUUGCAGCAAAAGUACGUCCGAUGUUCAGUCCGAGCAGAGAUCAGGCACUUGAGGAGAGUUCUGUGCCAUAGAAUUAAUGUGAUCGAUCAGCAACAGGUGCAAAUAUUGUUUGACAAUGAGCCUUUGCCAGAGCACAUGACUAUGAAGCAGCUCUGGCUCUUGAGAUGGUACGGCAAGCCUACACCAAUGGUCCUUCAGUACAGUGUGAAGGAGAAGCGAGGAAGGUGAAAGCAGAGGCAGACAAACAACUCUUCCAGUGCAUCAAAAUGUGCUGUCACUGUUUUUAGGAAAAAAAAACUGAUAUGCUGAGCAAGCCUGGACUCUGGAAAACAUUUAAUUCCUACCUAAAUUCCUGUGGUCUGUGCAUCUCCACUUACCAAAUCGACUGUGUCCAGCCAGCUUGGAUCUGCUUUGUAAAUUUAAGGCGAGCCCUGUAUCUGUAGCCUGGUGGCAAUUUGUGAAAGAGCCAGUACUCCACCACCGUUGCCAUCCAUUCGCCCUCACUGGUCAUUGAGUUCUCUCCAAUUGGGGCAGGGACAAUUGGCUGGCCUCCUGCAAAAAGAAGAUAUUCAAGACAAAUGUGUUUUCAGCAUACUCUGCUUCUGACACAUACUUCAGCUAAACCUCGUGCCUCGAUCCAACCUUAUGGCAGCAGCCUGCAAGCUGACAGUCAUCCAACAAAUGUACAAUGGGACCUUAUCUGCUGUAUGUGGCUCAGUCCAGAACAAAGAAAGGCAGCUAGUGGUGACUGCCAAUCGUACAGGUUGGAUAGUUUGUAUACUUAUUUAUUUCCUCUUUUUUUGAAUGGGCUAUCUAGUGUUAAAAAAUCUUUCAGUGAAAUUUGCACUAACAGAAUGGCUUUUUUAGAUAACGCAUUAUGAACUGAUAACCGUAUUCUUAAGUCCCAAGCAAGUAUUGAGUUCUACAGCAUUCUGUUUAAGGGGGGAGAAUUUUACACAUGAUUUAAAACCCCUGUGACUGAUACCAGUGGAAUAUGAAAUCUAUUUCUUUUCCUCCUGUGGUUAAUUUUUGUAGUGUUGUAACAUCCUUAAUUGUUCCACUUUACCAGAUAUUCCUUUUUUUCCCAAAAGAAAUUCAAGAAUGUGUGCUUUUGCAACUUCUGUAAAGGUUUGUUCUGUAUUGUUGGAUUAUUUCAAGUAUUGAGUACCU